CUGCAUGUUUGGAUGGAACAUUUCGCUCAAAGUGGAUUUAUAAGCACUGGAGGAGUAAAACUGGAGUCGUUUACCAUGUUUACCGCAGGACUUCUGUCCCUGUGUCUUCAUGAAGCCGCUGCUGGGACGUGUGGUUUCUGAGAUGGACGUGCCGAACCACGUGUGAAUGGAGAACCGAGCCGCUGCGAUCAUCAUGAACGUCAGCGCUAACGCCUCAGAUGUCCUGUUCACACACAGUCUAUGGGAAGUGGUGACGAUCGCUAGCGUCUCCGCCGUGGUGAGCCUCGUGACCAUCAUUGGGAACGUUCUGGUGAUGCUGUCCUUCAAGGUGAACAGCCAGUUGAAGACGGUCAACAACUAUUACUUGCUUAGCCUAGCCUUCGCGGACCUCAUCAUCGGCGUGUUCUCCAUGAACCUGUACACCUCAUAUAUCCUCAUGGGCUACUGGGCUCUCGGAAGCCUAGCCUGUGAUUUAUGGCUAGCGUUGGAUUAUGUGGCUAGUAACGCCUCUGUGAUGAACCUACUGGUUAUUAGCUUCGAUCGCUACUUCUCUAUAACCAGACCGCUGACGUAUCGAGCCAAACGCACGCCGAAGCGAGCGGCCAUCAUGAUCGGGUUAGCUUGGCUCGUGUCUUUCGUUCUCUGGGCGCCACCGAUCCUCUGCUGGCAGUAUUUUGUGGGAAAACGGACGGUUCCUGAACGACAGUGUCAGAUCCAGUUCUUCUCCGAGCCUGUGAUUACUUUCGGGACGGCGAUAGCCGCCUUUUAUUUCCCUGUAUCCGUCAUGACUAUCCUUUACUGUCGGAUAUAUAAGGAAACCGAGAGACGCACUAAAGAUCUCGCCGAGCUUCAAGGCGUAAACUCUUCGCCAAACUCCAGUGGCGAGACUCAAACCGCUCGCUCGUGUUGCGGCUGCAAGCAUACGAGCGAAAGCAUACAAAACUCCACUCCUAAAGCGGCCGAGUUCAACAGCUACGCCUCCUCCGAGGAAGAGGAGCGAUCCACGUCUCCCGGCGUCUUCCAGGCGUCCAAACGCAAAGCCGACGAGCAGAACCACUUCAGAACGAGUCCUACCCUGGGUACGCGGAGCAAGAAGUGCGUCUCCUACAAGUUCAAACCAACCGUUCCACUAAAGAACACCAACGGAGACGCAAAACCCUCGUCUUUCUCAUCCGCCGAAUCCGUGAACGCACCCUCCUCCUCGUCUUCCUCCAAACCUAUCGACGGCACACUAAAAAGCCAGAUAACCAAGAGGAAGAGGAUGGUGCUGAUCAAAGAGAAGAAGGCGGCACAGACUCUGAGCGCCAUCUUGCUGGCCUUCAUCCUCACCUGGACGCCGUAUAACAUCAUGGUUCUGGUGUCCACCUUCUGCUCCGACUGCAUCCCGCUCUCGCUCUGGCAUCUGGGAUACUGGCUGUGUUACGUCAACAGCACCGUCAACCCCAUGUGUUACGCGCUCUGCAACAAAACCUUCCAGAAGACCUUCCGCAUGUUGCUUCUGUGCCAGUGGAGGAAGAAGCGUGAGGAGGAGAAGCUGUACUGGUGCGGGCAGAACCCGGCGGCGGGCGGCAGACUCGCCUGAGACACGCCUGAGGCACGCC
Rhinichthys klamathensis goyatoka is the source of this 1601-nucleotide messenger RNA. RefSeq names its product cholinergic receptor, muscarinic 5a (gene chrm5a). Gene Ontology annotation, biological process: adenylate cyclase-inhibiting G protein-coupled acetylcholine receptor signaling pathway; chemical synaptic transmission; G protein-coupled receptor signaling pathway, coupled to cyclic nucleotide second messenger. Gene Ontology annotation, molecular function: G protein-coupled acetylcholine receptor activity; G protein-coupled serotonin receptor activity. The transcript is spliced from 3 exons. Gene Ontology annotation, cellular component: synapse; dendrite; plasma membrane. The record is from RefSeq and is a predicted model, not a curated record. NCBI's taxonomy places the organism in Eukaryota, Metazoa, Chordata, Actinopteri, Cypriniformes, Leuciscidae. The coding region runs from base 167 to 1582 and encodes 471 amino acids.